GAAAAACGCUUGGCGUGACCAUUGCGACUUCCCCCGUCCAUCUGGCUAAAGACGCUGCGAACGGUACGCGGAAGAGACGUCUAAGGGGGCGGGGCGAAGGAACGGGCGAACAUAAUUGAACACCAAAGGCUUGCCACCUGUGCAAGCCAACCCGGAACUGGUAGCUCAUCUGAUCCCAUCUCAUUCCAUCCCAGCUUGACGUGUCGCACCCGCGCAACGAUGGCCUUCCCAGCACCCCAGCCAGGGGCAUCGCUCCUCCUCGCGCACCGUAUGCAUCAGUCGGGUCCUCUAGCAGUAGACUCGCCAAGGUUGCCACCAGAGGCAGGCUAUUCACGACGCACAGUGCUCAUCAUCGGCACGUCGCGCCUGGCCGCUUCGCGCCUCUAUGCCUGCGCCGAGGCCGGGGCGUGGCCCGUCGUCGUCGCUCCGCCAGCGCCAGAAGCCAAGCUCGGAGCAGCUGCAGCCGGGCGGUCCGACGAGGAUAUGGACACAGCAGAUGUUGCAGAGGAGAUCAAGCACCGCGUGCACGCUGGCGAAUGCAGCUUCCUCUCUCUCGGUGCCACUCGAGCGCGUCGGCGUUUUUCGCGCUCGAGCUUACUGCAGCAGCAGCAGCAAGAGCAAGGGCAAGAGCAGCAGAGCAUUUUCGACACUGAUGAAGACGGAAGAGGAGGAGGAGAGGAAGCGCUAUGGACAAAGCUACUCGAUGCCCUCGACCGCAUUCCUGCACCCACGAAUGCGGAUGGGCUCGAUCAGAAGCAGCUGGCAGAUGACUAUACGGCUAGCAUCCAUGCAGAGCUUUGCUCCUCCGAUGAGGCCUCGUGCCGGCAGCCAUCCUCGUCACCGGACUCAGCCCUUCCCCCGCAGAUCUUCGCAGCGUGCAUCACGAACACCUUGCACACUUCCUCCACCCCUCCCCCUACGUGGCAUCCCAACGCCAGCGCCGAAAGCAUCCUUGGAGACGGUAGCAGCACUAUGCUGCGGCAAGCGCACCUGCUCACGCGCCUCUGCCGCGCACGCCGCAUCCCGCUGACAGUCGCGGAUCAUCCAGAGCUGUGCGAUUUUAGUUUCCCUGCCACGCACCGCUUUGCGCUCUCCGCAGUAGCACCGGCGGUAGCUCAUGACACGGAUUCGCUGUCCACGCCCACACGCCCGCGCGCAUCGUGCCUGCAGAUCGCCGUGACAACCAACGGGAAAGGCUGUCGUCUGGCUGGGCGCAUCCGCCGCGAAGUCGUCACGCUCCUCCCGCGCAACGUCGCCGACGCCGUCGAGAACGUCGGCAUGCUCCGCGCUCUCGCCAAGGACCACGAUCAGGUCCAGCAGCGCGGUCGCAGGGGCAGCGGUAGUCGCAGUCGUGGGGGCGUAAGUGGUAACAGCAGACGGGGGGCCGCCGAAGCUUCAGGGUCGGACUUGUGUGCGCUGCAAGAGGACGACGAGAGCUUCGACCCGGUGCCACUCAACCUGCCCGUCGCGCAGCUCUGCUCAACCGCUGCCGACCCGUCGGGCAGCUACUGCUCUGCUGUCCUAGUACGCGCGCGGCAGCGGGGGGAUGCGCAGCGCGAAGAAGCAGAGCGUGACGAGAGGACGCGCCGGCGCAUGCGCUGGGUGGCGCAGAUGAGCGAGUACUGGCCCAUCGACUACCUCGGCAACCUCAACCGCAAGCGCAUGGUCGCGUUGCUCGACGAGUACCACGAGCGCGAAGAGCAAGGCACACCUGGAGCGCAAAAGGCUAAGCAAGGACCAGGAUACGGAGACAAGGGCGAAGCUGCAAGAAAGGCUGCGUUUUCGGCUAAUGGGUCACACGGUGAAGAAGGCGUCACAGGAGCAGAUGAAAAUUCCAGUCGAGGGAGGUCUGCUCGCUCUGUCCCAAAGGCAGAUGAAGACGAGGCCGAAGCGGGCCAAGUGGGGAUUAGCGCCGGCGGCUCGUGGGCGCAUCGGCGCCCGUCACAGCAUUCGCUCAUCAUCCCACCUCCGCCACCGCAGCCGCCGUCCGCGAAGGGCCACAUCUACAUUCUCGGUUCGGGGCCGGGGCAUCCGGCACUGCUGACGCUUUUCGCACACAGCCUCCUGACAUCGCCCGAGACGCAUCUGGUGCUUUCCGACAAGCUGGUCCCCUCCGCGAUCCUCUCGCUCAUCCCGCCGACGACUCCACUGGUCAUUGCACGCAAGUUCCCUGGCAACGCUGAGGGCGCGCAGUCCGAGCUGAUCGCGCUCGCACUCAAGGCCGCUGUGCACGAGGGCAAGACGGUCGUUCGGCUCAAGCAAGGAGAUCCGUUCGUGUACGGCCGCGGCGGAGAGGAGGUGCUCGCGUUCCGCAAGGCCGGCAUCGAGAGCACCGUCGUGCCGGGUAUCAGCAGCGCUCUCGCUGCGCCGGCCAUGCUUGGCAUCGCCGUCACGCAGCGCGGCGCUGCAGACAGCUUGGUCCUCUGCACUGGCGUCGGCAGGGGAGGCAAAAAGGUCAAGUUGCCCGGCUACGAGCGCGGAUGCAGCCUCGUCAUUCUCAUGGGCGUCGCACGGCUGCAAGCCGUCGUUGACAUCCUCACACGGCCAGCUGGUCGUUCCCCAUCCACGCACGAAGCGCAGCAGGACCCUGAUCGCGAUGGCGCGCCUUUCCCGCCGUACCUCCCCAUCGCAAUUGUCGAGAGAGCGUCCUCGGCGGAUCAGCGUGUCAUCGCGAGUACGCUCGAAGGCAUCGUCGCAGCCAUCGAGCAUGUAGGCGAGCAGCGGCCACCCGGCAUGAUUUUAAUCGGCUGGACGGUCCUCGCGCUCGAGGGAGAGGGCGAUACGACCGUAUUAGAUGACGCAGCCGAGCUUGCUGACGCUGUAACGGUGGGCGCGGAUGGUGAUGAUGAUAACAUAGCAAACGCCCAGCAUGAAGACCAUGCCAGGCUGACGCGCGAGCAUGCAGAGCAGGAGCUCAGCCAGCGCGAUCUUGCGCGCGUCGCCAGAUGGCUCAAUGGCCGCAGGCAUAUCGUCCGCGAAGGGCUGGACCAGCCGUACAUGGACGCAUUGCGGCAAGCCAAAGCGCUGCAACUGGCACCCAUUCACAGCGCAGAGGGCACACCGCGCGCGCGCAGUCCGGUGAGGGGCAAGGCAGCGCCGGUAGCACCCGCGAUGACCGAGCAAGGAGUCGCUCAGAUCGCCGAUGCCGUCGGCAUGCGCAGUCAGCAUGGUUGGGCAGAGGGCCGCUACCGCGGCGCAGCACCGCAGGGUGGCUGGACGCCUGACGAAGAUCCUAACCGGCCCGCCGCAGACAUGGCGCGCUACGCUGCUGAUCUGGAUAUCCCCAACACUUUGAGGGAACGUUGAACUCUUUGUUCAAUCGAUGUUUCGCAUAAAGCCAGGAACCGCACACGCAAGCACACACACACAUAUAUACAAACUGCAUUGCACCGUUGUAAUUACCCCACCUCAGUUCC
Molecule: messenger RNA, 3416 nt
Organism: Tilletiaria anomala UBC 951
Lineage: Eukaryota; Fungi; Basidiomycota; Exobasidiomycetes; Georgefischeriales; Tilletiariaceae
Exons: 1
Coding region: 220-3306 (1028 amino acids)
Biological process (GO): siroheme biosynthetic process
Molecular function (GO): uroporphyrin-III C-methyltransferase activity
Source: RefSeq, a predicted model, not a curated record